Aureococcus anophagefferens is the source of this 3189-nucleotide messenger RNA. RefSeq lists its product as hypothetical. The record is from RefSeq and is a predicted model, not a curated record. Lineage: Eukaryota; Pelagophyceae; Pelagomonadales; Pelagomonadaceae. Bases 1 to 3189 code for a protein of 1062 amino acids. The transcript is spliced from 5 exons.
AUGCGCGACCCGUCGGGCCUCCGGCAGCGCGACGAGUCGUGGCACGUCGGGGGGCAGUGCAUCGUCGUGCUCGUCAUGUGCUUUUUUGCGUCAUUGCUCGCCCUCCUCCGCGUCGUCCGCGCGAUCCAGACCUGCCUCGACGCGCGGCGCACGAAAGAAUCGAACUCGCGGAGCCAGGAGGCGCACCGGCGGCGGGCGCUGGUCAUGCACGCGGCGAGUUGCGCCGUUUGUCUCUUCGGCGCGGGCUUCGGCUGGCUCAACUUCGGGCUCGACUGCGCCGUCGGCGAGCGCGCGCACGACGCCGUCGACGAGGAGAUCCUGGCGGCCAUCUUCCUCGGGCCGCUGAGCUUCUACUGCUGGCUCCUCGCGCGCGAGAGAUGCGCGCCCGUCUUCUUCUCGUCGCGGACGCCCGGGUGGCUCGAGCCCUGUCUCUACGAGCCCUGCGCGUCGGGCUCCUGCGAGACCCAGGGCUCGUCGGCCGCGCCGGGGAACUCGUCGGCCGCGCCGGGGAACGCCUGCGUCUCGGCCUCCUCGGCGCGCGGCGGCGGCGGCGGCGGCGGCGCGCCGGGCCGCGGCGCGUCGCAGACGUCGCAGACGGCGUCCGACGGCAGGUUGAGAAACGUGCACGCGUCGCAGGCCCACUUGGGCGCGUCGGGACCCGCGCCGCUACCGCUACUGCCCGCGCGCGUCGACGGGCUCACGGCCGGCGCCGGCGCGUCGUCGUCGGUGUCGGCGUCGCCGCCGUCGCGCAGGGCCGCGAGCGAGAAGACGGCCGGCGGCGCGUCGCCGUCGUCGCUGUCGUCGGCGCGCACGGCCGCGAGGGAGAAGGCGGCCGUCGGCUUGGCGAACGCGCGCCACUUCGCCGAGAGCGCGGCGACCUCCGCGGCGUCGGCGUCGUCGUCGUGGGCUGCGGUCCAGUCCGCCAUCGGAGUGACGCAGCGCGCGGCUGCCUCGGUAGUAGCGGCAGCCCCCAGCAAUGCAGCCCUCGACGGCGCCGCCGGCAGCCUCUGGUUCCUCGAGAACAUGUCAACCGGCCUCCACCUCGCCAACAGUUUCAGCUACGAGCGGCUCGUGCGCGACGCUGCCGUCUGGGUCUUCGACGGCGCCGGCGGCCUGACGCAGGGCGACUGCGCCGUCGCCGUCGCGCGCGACGGCGACGCGGUGCGCGUCACGACGGACGCGAACGUCGCGCUGGGCGCGCACCGCGCCGGGCGCGUCGCGAAGCGGCCGUCGUCGAUUCUCGCGGAGCUCGAGGCCGCGGGCGCGUGCGUGCUCGAAGGCGCCGUCGACGCGGCGCGCGUCGCGCGCAUGCGCCGCGCCGUCGCGCGGCGGCGCGAGGCGGAGCCCGGCGCGACCCACGACGGCUACCGCUGGGACCAGGGCUGGCUCGGCGACGGCGACUUUAUAUCGGCGGCGACGCAUCCCGUCGUCCUCGCCGUCGCGGAGGCCUACCUCGGCGAGCCGCUGGCGCACCUGCGCUGCCUCCACGCGCCCGUCGCCAACACGCUCCUGCCGGCGAAGGCGCUCAUCGGCGCGGCCUUUGGGGGGCAGAUGUGGCACUGCGACUACCCCUACCACGAGAAAUUCACGGAACGGUGGCCCGCGCGGCCCGUGUCGCUGCAGUUCAACCUCUGCGUCGACGAGUUCCGGAGCGACAACGGCGCGACGCUGUACUUUCCGGCAUCCCACCGGCGGAACCGCUGGCCGACGGAGCUCAACCGGGGCGCCACGGGGUCGUCGGAUCCCAUGCACGCGACCAAGAGGCAGUUCCUCGCGCCCGCGGGGUCCGCGGUGCUCUACGACUCGCGGACCUGGCACCGGCGGCCCGACGAGCUCAACGUGAGCGGCGAGGCGCGCGUGAACGUGCUCCUGGCCUUCUCGCACAAGUGGAUGCGGCCCAUGAUCCCCUACGGCGACGAGGCCGCGAACCUCCGCGGCGGCGGCGCGCUCCUCGGAAGUCUGACGCGGCGCGAGCGCGACUGCGCGCUGCUGCUGUUCGGCGGCCCCGACGACGGCGGCGACGACGACGUCGGCAUCGAGGAGGUCGACCUGGCGGGGAGCGACGCCGACGACGACGCCGACGACGACCCCAGAACCAUGCGCGACCCGUCGGGCCUCCGGCAGCGCGACGAGUCGUGGCACGUCGGGGGGCAGUGCAUCGUCGUGCUCGUCAUGUGCUUUUUUGCGUCGCUGCUCGCCGUGCUCCGCGUCGUCCGCGCCAUACAAACCUGCCUCGACGCGCGGCGCACGGCAGCGUCGAACUCGCGGAGCCAGGAGGCGCACCGGCGGCGGGCGCUGGCCAUGCACGCGGCGAGUUGCGCCGUUUGUCUCUUCGGCGCGGGCUUUGGGUGGCUCAACUUCGCGCUCGACUGCGCCGUCGGCGAGCGCGCGCACGACGCCGUCGACGAGGAGAUCCUGGCGGCCAUCUUCCUCGGGCCGCUGAGCUUCUACUGCUGGCUCCUCGCGCGCGAGAGAUGCGCGCCCGUCUUCUUCUCGUCGCGGACGCCCGGGUGGCUCGAGCCCUGUCUCUACGUGCUCGUGGCGAGCCAGGCCUUCGUCUUCGUCUGCGCCGAGGUCGGAUAUCGCGUCUUCGACCGGAGCGACCGCGUCGCCAUUUUUUCGGCGGCCUUCGCGCUGGACGUCGCCAUCGUCGUCGUCGCGACGCUCCUGUUCCUGCUGCCGUUCCGCCGGAGCCGCCGGCGCGGCUCGGCGCGGCGCACGUCCUUCAGAGAAGGCGUCGCCGUCGAGGACGAGGACAUCGUCGCCAUCACCGUGCGGCGGAGCCUCGUGGGCUGCGGCGUCUACGUGGCUUCGUGGGCGGCCGUCUGGUGCCGGUUCUACUUCUUCUCGCGGCGGCCGGGCGCGCUCUUCUCCGGCGCCUACUCGCUCGCCGCGCCGUUCUGCGUCGUCUUCUCGCACCGCGACGACCACGCGCUGCGGCGGUGCCUCCGCGCGGCGCCGGCCGCCGUCGCGCGCGACCGCGUCGCCGCGGAGGACCGCCGCGACGUCGAGGCCGCGGCGAAGCGCCGGCCGGACACGUCCGCGACGGACGCCAUCUCCGAGGCCAUGGGCGCGGGCCGGCACCACGUCCGGGCCCACCACCGGGCGGACGAGGACCACGCGUGGGACGGCGUCGAGCACCACGGCAUCGGCGACGUCCUCGAGCACCGCGAGGCGCGGCGGGCGUAA